AUGGGCAACUUCCGCACGAGAUGGUAUAAGACCGACCGAGCUCGGGAUUUCGAGCAUGAGCAGGACCGAGAGGUCAGAGCUCGGCAGGUGUACGACACUAUUGACCGCCAGGGAUUCCAGCUGUUAGUCGUCUUUGUUGCGGGUGUUGGCUUCUUUCUCGAUGGAUACACACUGUUUGCAAGCAACAUGGCUCUUCCGAUGAUUUCAUACGUGUACUGGAGAAAGGAGAUCUCAUCGAUCAAGAUCACUCUGUUCAACAUCGCGACACUGGGCGGCACGCUUCUAGGGCAGAUCUUGUUCGGGUACCUGGCUGAUCGACACGGGCGCAAGAAGAUGUACGGUCUGGAGUUGAUCCUCAUGAUCACAUCGACCCUGGGUGUCGUUAUGGCCUCUCGUGGCGAGAAUGAUUCGAUGAACAUCUAUGCCUGGUUUAUCUGGUGGCGCAUCGUCGUGGGAAUCGGGGUGGGCGCAGAUUAUCCUCUGAGUGCCGUCAUCACGAGCGAAUUCGCGCCGACCAAACAUCGUGCACGCAUGAUGGCUUCCGUGUUCUUCAUGCAGCCGUUGGGGCAGAUCUGGGCGAAUCUGGUGUCGCUGAUCGUUGUCGCCGCCAGCCGUGGAGACACCGAUGAUAUGACCAAGUCCGUGGAUAGGAUGUGGCGCUACGUGAUUGGUAUCGGUGUAAUUCCAGCAGCGAUCGCUACAUGCUUCCGGUUUUUCGUUCCCGAGUCUCCCCGCUUUCUCAUGGAGAUCGACGAUGAUCCGGUGACGACAGAGUUCGAUGCUACCACCCUUUUUACCGAUCUCAACGCGGUUUCCUCAUCUCCGACCCUGGAUACUGAAAGCUGGCACCAUAUGCCGCAGCCGGCGAUCUCACUGACGACUAUCACGGCGGAAGACCGAUCUUCCACCUCUCAAACGGGCAUCCUCCAGCCUGCGACCCUGAACUCCCAUUGGCACCUGACGCGAAAGGAUAUUACCCAGUACUUCUGGGUUGAAGGGAACUGGCGCACUCUUGCGGCGACAUCGGUUUCUUGGUUCUUCCUUGAUUUUGGCUUCUACGGUAUCAGUCUUUCGAGCCCGCAGUUUUUGGCCAAGACCUGGGGGUCACUGCACUUGAGCGCUCCGGCACCCUACUGGCAGACGAACGACAGCCCUUCCGCAAACGUCUACGACAUGUUCUUUGCCAGUUGCACUCAUGCCCUCGUCAUUCUCAACGUCGGCAGCUUUAUCGGCGGCCUCCUUCUCAUCUUGGUGAUCCAUAAACUGGACCGGGUGGCUCUCCAAAAAUACUCCUUUCUCGCACUAUCGGCUCUCUUCAUCGCCCUGGGCAGUAUGCUUAUCAGCAUACAAAAAGAGGGGCCUGUGGCGGUGGUCUUGUACGUCAUUGGACAAGCCCUGUUCAACUUUGGGCCAAACGCUACAACCUAUAUCAUUCCCGCUGAGAUCUUUCCCACUCGUUACCGCGCCACCUGCCAUGGCCUCAGCGCGGGGGCUGGAAAGGUCGGUUCGGUGGUGGUGCAAAUAUUCUCCGCGUACUACAACUUUGGAGGAGGUUUUGGAGAAGCGCCGGUCCGACGCCACGGCUACGUGAUGAUCGUAUUCGCAGCAUGCAUGCUCUUCGGUGCGGCAGUGACGUGCUGGAUCCCUCCGAUCCAGAGGAAGCCGGAUGGUUCUGGGAGAGGCAAAGUGUGGGGAGGCAGGACAGAGACGCUGGAGACGUUGGCGCUCGGUCGACUCGGUCUGGAAAGUCGAUAUGCCGGUCAAAGCCGGAGGAGAAGGAGAGAUGUUGUCACAUGA
Aspergillus ibericus CBS 121593 is the source of this 1797-nucleotide messenger RNA. Its product is annotated as phosphate transporter. Gene Ontology annotation, biological process: transmembrane transport. The record is from RefSeq and is a predicted model, not a curated record. The coding region runs from base 1 to 1797 and encodes 598 amino acids. Gene Ontology annotation, molecular function: transmembrane transporter activity. The transcript has 4 exons. Gene Ontology annotation, cellular component: membrane. Lineage: Eukaryota; Fungi; Ascomycota; Eurotiomycetes; Eurotiales; Aspergillaceae.